CAGCUCUGAACCACCAAAACUUUCGAAUGAAUGAGAUUAUUUGAAUUGUAGCCACUAGAGGGACACACACACGCGCGCGCGCACACGCACAAACACGCACACACACAUACACUGGAAACACUAUCCAACACUUAGAGGAGCGAGCAUGUGUGCAAGCUCAGUGAGUUACCUGUGACUUCAGCUCAGCACAAUAGGAGGAAACUCUUGCAGGAUUGAAACAUGGGCUGUUCUGCUCUCAUGUGAGGAUCACUCUCACUCAUACAGGACUGAAGGAUCUCACAGCACAUCCAUGGGGAUCCGCGAUGCUCUGGACAGCACAAGCAGAACAUCUCAUCCAACUUCAGCACAAACACAUCCUCACAUAUGACAGCUCGGCGUGUCUGGACCUGUUCUGCGUUCACACGUGUUUUCUCAACAUUGUUUUGCGAGUUAUACAGAAGAUUAAUCGUGCAUGAAGAUCGUUAUCGAUUACUGAUUGAUUAUCAAUGAAUCAACCCCUAAGCGCGCAGAAGAUUCACUUUUGCCUCCAGGCGCGGUAAAUGCGUCUCGUGUAUAAAGCUAUAAAGAGGAAAGACCUCCAUGGGUUUGUGUGUCUGGAACGUUCGUGUUUGACAAACGACUGAAGAGGAAAAUACCCAAAACAACAAGUGGAGGGACUUUGGCGACCGGGCGCAUUGCUUUUGGGACUUCUUAUCUACCCAUCAUCACUGUUUUUGGAUAAAAUGAAAGUUUGGACUUUUCUCCAGUGUCUGGCCAUUCUGCUCAUCCUGUGCGUGGGAUCAGACUGCGGGACGGUCCUAAGAAAGACCCGCUCCAAGCGCGAGGUGGUGAAGAUGAGAGAAGCCAAAGCGGUCUUCCCGGGGGCUUGUGCCACCCGACUGCCCCGGGGCAAGCGCUCCCUCCCCGCGCUGGAUCGCCGGCUCCCGCGCCAGCGCCGCCGCUCCUCUCCAGCGGAGGACGCGAGUUCCUCUCGGGGAAAAGCCGUGUAUUUCACGGGCAGAGGGGAUCAGCUGAGACUCAAACCCGGCGUGGAGAUACCGAGGGGAAAUUUUACUCUCCAGAUGUGGGUCAAGCCGGAGGGUGGUCAGCGCUCCCCUACAGUAAUAGCCGGUCUCUUCGACAAAUGCUUCUACGCCUCCAGUGAUCGCGGAUGGCUGUUGGGAAUUCAAGCCAUAAGCGAACAGGGAAACCGCGACCCGCGUUUCUUCUUCUCGCUAAAGACGGAUCGAGCACACAAAGUGACCUCCAUUCACUCGAAUGCUCGCUACGCACCCGGCCAGUGGGCUCAUGUAGCCGUGACUUACAAUGGCCUCUAUAUGAAGCUUUAUGUCAAUGGUGCUCAGACAGCUGUUAGCAGAGAACAGUCAGGUGAUGUCUUCAGCCCUUUAACUAAAAAGUGUAAGGUGCUGAUGGUGGGUGGAAAUGCCUUAAAUCAUAACUACAGAGGUUCGGUGGAGCGAGUGGGUCUGUGGCAACAGGCCAUGUCUCAGCGACAGAUCAUGAGGGACAUGCACGGACAAGAAGAUCCCGAGGAUCUGGUGGACCUGGUGAUCCGCGAGACCUUCGAGCACCCAGCACGCAAAUGGCUACCGGUAAAGGACGGCAGUUUCCCGGUACCGGACGAGGGUCCUCGCGCCGGUCUGGGGUCUUUGGACGGCACCUUGGAGCCUCCAAACUGCGGGCAGACGGUGUGCGAUAACACGGAAGUGGUACGCAACUACAACCACUUCUGGAGCUUCCGGCGACCCAAAACUGUGCGUUACCGCGUUGUAAACUUGUUCGACGACCUUCGCCGCAAACCCACGGUCACAGACCAGCAGAUUCAUCUGCAACAUCAGCAUCUGAACGAGGCCUUCAGCAUGUACAACAUCACUUGGGAGCUGACCGUACACAACGUGAGCAACUCUUCUCUGUUUAACCGUCUAGUGCUUGCCAACUGUGACAUCAGCAAGGUGGGCGAUGAAGAUUGUGACCCCGAAUGUAACCACACGCUGACUGGCUUUGAUGCCGGUUAUUGCAAGCCUAGGACCCGAUGCCCCGAGCAUAAACAAGGCAAUGGCGUCUGCGACCCAGAAUGCAACAACGAGAACUACAGUUACGAUAAAGGCGAUUGCUGCGACCCCAGCGUCACCGACGUGACCAAGACGUGCUUCAAUCCAGCUUCUCAUUUAAGGGCCUAUCUGGACGUGAAAGAGCUUAAAGAGAUCCUCAAUGUGGACGGCUCCACACACCUCAACAUCUUCUUCGCCAAUUCCUCAGAUGAAGACCUGGCCGGAGUCGCCACCUGGCCGUGGGACAAAGAGGCGCUGACGCAUCUAGGUGGCAUUGUGCUGAAUCCAUCUUUCUACGGUACGUUUGGCCACACGCAUACCAUGAUUCAUGAGAUCGGUCACAGUCUGGGCCUGUACCACGUCUUCCGGGGAAUCUCUGAGAUUGAAUCCUGCAACGAUGCCUGUUUGGAGACUGAACCUUCGCUGGAAACCGGUGAUCUUUGCGCCGACACCAACCCCACACCCAAAUACAAGCACUGUCGGGACCCCGAGCCCGGGAACGAGACGUGUGGCAAUCGCAACUUUGUUCACACUCCGUUUAAUAAUUACAUGAGUUAUGCAGAUGACGACUGCACCGAUUCCUUCACGCUCAACCAGGUGGCUCGUAUGCACUGUUACCUGGAUCUCAUCUACCAGACCUGGCAACCCGGCCACAGGCCUCCUCCGGUCCCUUUGGCUCCCCAAGUGGUGGCACAGGAUCAAGAGUCCAUUACUCUGGAGUGGUUUCCUCCGAUCUCCGGCCACUUCUAUGACAGAGAAGUGGGAUCAGUAUGUGAUAAAUGUGCCGAGGGUGCUGUCCUCGUACAGUAUGCCUCCAAUUCCUCGUCCCCACGCCCCUGCUCCCCAUCCGGACACUGGAGCCCAAGAGAAGCGGAAGGACCCCCAGAUGUGGAGCAGGCGUGCGAGCCCAGCGUCCGCACGUGGAGUCCGCAUAACAGCAUGGUUUUGGGCCUGGUGCCUCCUCCGUGUCCCCAGCAAGGCUGCAUGUUGCAGCUGGAGUUCGCCCAUCCGGUGGUCCCCGACUCCCUCACUGUGUGGGUGACCUUCUCGUCCCCGGAGGAGACGGUUCUGCCCGCCAUCCAUAACAUCAUCCUGUUGACUGUGAGCGGUAACAACCUGUCACUGGGUCCCAGCAACGUGUUCUGUGACACACCGCUGACCAUCAAACUGGACGUGCAUGAGAAGGUGUACGGCGUGCAGUUCUUCACCAUGGAGCAGCAUUUAGAAAUCGAUGCCACUCUGCUGACGUCCAGACCCGACUGCGUGCUGUGUCGCCAAUGUGAGCCGCUUCGGCACCGUCUCCUGCGGCAGCCGCCUUUUUCACAAGCGCCCCAGGGCGUCGCCUUGAGCGACUCUACGCGAAGAUAUGUGGACAGGGACGUACAACUCAAUGGCGUGUACACCUACCAGGUCCAAAUCAUCUCCAGUCGUAGUGAAAGCGAGCCGUCUCCUCCAUUCACACACCAUCUGGGAGCACCGUACUGUGGUGAUGGACUCAUCCAGAGGUUCCAAGGAGAGGAAUGCGAUGAUAUGAACUCGAUUAACGGUGACGGCUGCUCCAGUCACUGUAAGAAGGAGCCGUUCUUUAAUUGUUACGACGAGCCCAGCAUGUGCUACUAUUACGACGGCGAUGGCGUGUGUGAAGACUUUGAGAGGGAGACGAGUGUUAAGGAUUGUGGCCUGUACACACCCAACGGUUUCGUGGAUCAGUGGGCCAACAGGGUGGAGGUGUCACAUGAGGAAAAGCUCUACUGUCCAGCGGAUGUGGCUGCAGGAUACCCUACUGUUACUAAGACGUGCCAGUCCAAAGUAUUUGAUUUGUCUGAUGGGGUUUCUCAGUACGCCUGGUUUCCAUGUCGUGAGGCGCAGGGCUUGUCUUGGUAUACUCAAUAUUGGCUGAAGGCUCAUUUCUUUCCUAUGGUCGCUGCGGCUGUCAUCAUCCAUUUAGCUGCAGACGGCACCAGCUACAUCGAUCAAACCCAAUGCAACGUUACAGUUCAGCUGAUUGACACUAAAGGGGACGUUCACAGUUUAGGUGACUGGCGUCUGAGCUGUCGAUCCAAUCCACUGGUGAUUCCGGUGUAUCACGACUUGAGCGUCGCUUUCUACCACACCCAAGCCAUCCUCCUUAUGUUUCGCUCUGACCUGGUGGCCAUCUCCGGCGUCGGCCUGCGCACCUUCCAGUUCUUCGACCCCAUAACCAUCAGCGGCUGCCAGAGCAAUGAGAUCUACAACCCCAUGGGCCAGAGCUGUGUAAAUUAUUCCUGUAAAGCCAUUGAUUGCAAGAAGCCAUCGAUCCGGAAUGCCGAUGUGAAUUGCGGCGAUGACGGAAAAGUGAUGGUGGACAACGGAGCUCGCUGCACUGUCACAUGUCACAGCGGUUACGACCUGAAGAUCCACGGGGAUAAUAACAUCAAGAGCCAGACGGACUCGAGCGUGAUCAUAACCUGUGCUGUUAGGAAUUGGAACAAGCAGGUAUCGUGCGAGCCGGUGGACUGCGGCCUGCCAGAUAAAUACCACGUGCACCCUGCCCACUUUAACUUCACAGAAGGCACCACGUACGGCAAGAAGAGCACGUUUCAAUGCAGGGAACCCGCUCAGCUCGUGGGCACUAAUAAUACUCUGACCUGUAUGGAGGACGGUCUGUGGUCAUUUCCGGAGGCUUUAUGUGAACUGCGCUGUCCGGCACCGCCUCCCGUACCCAACGCCAUGCUUCAGACCAAGCGCUGCAAUGAUACGGGUCUUAAAGUGGGAACCCUCUGCAAAUACAAAUGUAAACCUGGAUACCAUGUGGCCAAAAAGCCAAAAAGGAGAGCCUUUAAGCGUCAGUGUACAGAAGACGGGCGCUGGUUGGAAGGCGCAUGUGAACCUGUGACGUGUCCGCCUCCCCCAUCCGUCUUUCAUGGUAUGUAUCAGUGCACAGACGGCUUCAAGUUCGACAGCACCUGCUGGAUCCACUGCAAUGGGACGAACCACUCGCCGAGACAACAUCCGCCUUGCAAACAGGGGGUCAACACCAACGUCAUCCGCUGUAGGAAGGAUGGAAACUGGACCGGAAGCUUCCGCUUAUGCCCACAGCUAAAGGGUCAAUGUUCUCUACCUCAGAACCUGCAUCCCAGUAUCCGGAUAAGCUGCAGGAAGGGAUACGGCAUAGGUGAAGAGUGCGAGUUAUCAUGUAGAGACAGCAGCAAUGAUGUGAUCAUUUUGCCGAAUAACAUGACGACCAGCAGCGUUUUCAGACAUCACUGGAUGAAUCCUCCUAAAGUCAAGCACAUCGUGUGUACUAUGGGUCUUAAGUGGUACCCUCAUCCAGAAGUCCUUCACUGCAUCAAAGGCUGUGAGAGGCCUAAGAAGAUUAAUGAAGAUUAUGAAGAUGUAGAAGAGCUCUACGCUAAACCGUUCAUGGGUGAUAAUUACUGUGAUGCCAUCAACAACCGAGCUUACUGCAACUAUGAUGGAGGAGACUGCUGCCAUUCCACUGUCAAGACUAAGAAGGUCAUCCCCUUUCCCACGUCCUGCGAUAUCCGAAAAGAAUGUGCAUGUCGGGAUCCCGACGCCUUGGAGAACCGAAAGGAAGAUCACCUGCACUCGUUGGGUUGAGACAUCAACGAGCCGAGACCGAGACACAGAUAUGCUGCUGCUUCACAGGUGUACCUCUUACGUCAUAGCUCUUCACUCUUUCCUCACCCUGCUUCUCCUACGUAUGAAAAAAGACCCUCGAAAGGAUCAAAGUGGGUGUCAUCUCUCAUCGACCCUUCCAGAAAACACAAAAGAAAAGCACGCACACAGACAUGCUCCAUGUGAACGCUCCAUGUAAACGCUCCACGUGAACGCUCCACGUGAACGCUCCACUUGAACGCUCCAGAACCGAAUAAUGCAGUUUCUCUUUUGUUUGCAUUAAGACCAAAGUCAAAAAAAUGAAGAAAAAUCUCAAAAUUUACCAAACAUACAUGACUUCAGAGAGCAACAUAAUUGCCAAAAGAAACACCCGCUCCACUCAGUUAAUUUUGAGUUUGUUUAUUCCGACGCGACCUUACUCGAUGAGACGGUAAGUGCUCGUCCGGCCUUCUUGAAGGUCCUGGAACACAGACGAUGGACAGUACGAUCGGGUGUAGGACUGAUCAAAGUUUAUGUGCACAUUGCAGGAGUUCGAUGUCAAACGUGUGCCAUUAACCUGAAUGUGUUGCUAUUCAGGCAGGUGGCUAUAAACAUGCUAACUGUUAGCCGUCCAACCGUCUCAUUACACAGCCCGAAGUGUUUGACUGAUCAGGAAAUCUCUAAAACUGGCAAACGGGCAAAAAAGCUUUGAGAAACGAGAGGAAAAGCCAAAAAACAACGUUCAUACAGUGGAUACGAUGUGGUUGUGUUGACACGGCCGCUGUCAUCGCUGCUAAGAUCGCUGCUAUAGAUCGAAACAACAGACAGCAUCGAGUGUGUCGUCCGUCUGCCUUAACAUUUACCUCUGAUCUGUCGUAACCUCCCAUCUGCACACAGUGCAGAAGAUAUAUAUGUAGUGUAUCAUCAUGCUAAAGAUUGUAUGUUAAAUAGUCACUGAAUGUAAAAAAGAAACAUUGGUGUAAACGUUUUCUAUUCAUUGCGAUUAUUUACUGAUCCUCAGAUUAAGAACUCUUUCUAUACAUUGACAGUUUAUAGCGAGCAUGGCUAUUGUGCUAUAUAUUGAAUGCCACAGUCAUAAUGCAACCCAGACAAUGUGUGACUCCGGGCCGGAUCUGCAACAGAAGUCAGCGGAUCCGACGCGGCUCCAGCCCGGAGUCGUCUGCUGUCUGGUUGUAUAGAAACCAGAUCUUGUACAUAAUGUGUUGCGCAGAAGAAAACAAUAAAAUCGUAAAAUGGCACGAGGAUGAGUAAAUAAUCACAAGAUGUCUAUCAGUAAAUUGGGAUGAAUGAAAUGAUGAAGAGCGAUGCAGGCGUCAUAGACCAGAUGAAUGAGAUUUUAUUCACACAGUCUGGUGAAGAGGUUAAAUCAGGACAGUGUAUUGUAAAACCAUCAAUCUGACAUCAAAGAGAAUUUAAUUGUCUUUGUGAAUUUAUUGCCAGUCGAAACACUUUUUCUGAAGAGUAUAUUACCGUACACGUGCCAACUUUUAAACCACCUUUAGUGUUUCUGGCCCCUAAACUUAAAAUGCUACGGGCACAAUCGAGUCUCAAAGCUGCCAAGAACUCGCGUUCAAGAAAAUAACACACAGCUUCCCCAUCUCAUCAGAAAGACUUUAUAUACGUCGUCAUCAAACACUAUUUGGCUACCGACUGUGAAGAUUUGUCUCUUCCCCAAAGUCUUAAACCGACAUCCGUACAGAUCUUGGCAUUACUUGUCACACGGUUUUACCUCCCAUAACUUUGAGGCUCUUGAAAACAAACAAUGCCAUGGGUUCAUGUGCGAGAGAGGCAUUGUGUUGUGUAACAUCUGCUGAGGAGUGAUGCCAAAACCUCACGUUGUACCGAACAACUGAACAUUUCUCAUCGAGCCGCUACGCUUACUCUCGCUGUUAUUGGGCCGACGCUGAAGAAAAUGUUAAAUUGGCCCGAAAACAGGGUUUCGUGGUGGUUUAUUGGUAUGGAAAUAUGCCGAGGCAUUAAGGAUUGUUUGCCUAACGUUUUAAUAGGCUUCACUUUGUGCAAUUGUAGAUGUAUGAUAGUUCAAAUAUAAUUACUUUAUAAAGAAGAAAAAUAAAAAAGGUCAGACAUCUAUAUCACGCUUGAAAAUAUUCAGAAAUCUCGUUAUAUGUGCCGAAGCAUAAAGGCUGAAGUAGAUACAGUAGUUACUUUUUAUUGUGCUUAUUGCAUUUUCUGUCAUUUAUAUUUCUAAAAAAAAAGAAAGACAAAAAAUAACAACAACAUCUUAUGUAUCAGUGUUUGUGUUAUUCACCUCAGUUGUGCACUUUUGAGAGGCCAAUUUAAAGGAAUACUUCACCCAAAUAACCAUAUUUUUGCAUAAUUUUUUAUCAUUGCAGAUAAAUAUGACUUAUCAUUUCUUCAUUUGAAUAAUUUUAUAUUAAAAUGCUGUCAUAUGGGGGUCAACAUGGUGAAGCUCCAAAAAGCACACACAUCUAUCAUGAAAGUAAUUCAAUCUGAUCUCACAAGAAUUUGUACGUAUUUUACGAGUUGGCUAAUUCGUACAAAGUGAAUCAUAUACAAAAAUGUGAGAUUAUCAUAAAAAAUAACGAAAAUAACAUCUCAGAGGCAAGGAAAUCGUACAAAAAUUUACAAAUGCACUGCAAAAAAUGAUUUUCAAGAAAAAAGAUUCUUAAAUUAAGAUGCUUUUUCUUGAUGAGCAAAAUGACCCAAGAAAAUAGGUCUAGUUUUGGACCAAAAAUACUACAUUUAAGUGAUUUUGCGGAUAAAACAAGCAAAAAAA
Messenger RNA from Misgurnus anguillicaudatus (oriental weatherfish), 8427 nucleotides. It is a transcript of the gene pappaa, whose product is annotated as pregnancy-associated plasma protein A, pappalysin 1a. Gene Ontology annotation, molecular function: metalloendopeptidase activity; protein binding. Gene Ontology annotation, biological process: cell surface receptor signaling pathway; proteolysis. The record is from RefSeq and is a predicted model, not a curated record. Lineage: Eukaryota; Metazoa; Chordata; Actinopteri; Cypriniformes; Cobitidae.